Pteropus alecto (black flying fox) is the source of this 3067-nucleotide messenger RNA. RefSeq names its product RecQ mediated genome instability 1 (gene RMI1). NCBI's taxonomy places the organism in Eukaryota, Metazoa, Chordata, Mammalia, Chiroptera, Pteropodidae. The coding region runs from base 391 to 2265 and encodes 624 amino acids. Gene Ontology annotation, biological process: resolution of meiotic recombination intermediates; double-strand break repair via homologous recombination. The transcript is spliced from 4 exons. Gene Ontology annotation, cellular component: nuclear body; RecQ family helicase-topoisomerase III complex. The record is from RefSeq and is a predicted model, not a curated record. Gene Ontology annotation, molecular function: nucleotide binding.
AACAGGAUUAGGGCGCGCGGUGACCGUAGUUAGAGUGUCGCGGCCCGGCAACCGCUGUUGCGCGAGGGGAAGGCGGGACGCCCAGGUCUGUGCUAGGCCCUGACGAAUGCUCUCGUUUCCACGGUCUACACUUGCGUCUCCCUUCCUCCCCGCAACUUCACUCCCGCCCGGGUUGCCCGGCUGCGGGGAGAGCCGCGGGUCGGUCUACCUUUUAAGCAUGCAGCUAGAUUUGAUUUAUUCCAUUUGUAUCUUAACAGCUCCCAGGGCUUUUCCUGAGUAGUAGAAGUUACAAGUGCUCCACUGAACAACCACUUCCAAGUCCUGUCAUCAAAUCUUAGGCUCCUGUUCUAAAUGGUAACAGAUAUAUGACAUAUCUUUUAUUUAAAAGAAAUGAGUGUGACUAGUAUUGCAUUAAGAGUUGAAACUUGGCUUUUAGCUACAUGGCAUGUUAAAGUACCUCUGAUGUGGCUGGAAGCUUGUAUUAACUGGAUCCAAGAAGAAAAUAAUAAUGUUAAUUUGAGUCAGGCACAAAUAAACAAACAAGUGUUUGAGCAAUGGCUCCUAACUGAUCUGAGAGAUUUGGAGCAUCCUCUUUUACCUGAUGGCAUUUUAGAAGUUCCAAAAGGAGAACUGAAUGGGUUUUUUGCUCUGCAGAUUAAUUCAUUGGUUGAUGUAAGUCAACCUGCAUAUUCCCAGAUACAAAAAUUGAGAGGAAAGAAUAAUAUGAAUGACCUAAUUACAGCUGAAACACAAGUAACCCCAAAACCUUGGGAAGCAAAACCUUCACGAAUGUUGAUGCUGCAGUUAACUGAUGGAAUUGUCCAAGUGCAAGGAAUGGAAUAUCAGCCUAUUCCAGUUCUUCAUAGUAAUCUUCCUCCAGGUACAAAAAUUUUGAUUUAUGGAAACAUUUCUUUCCGUCUUGGUGUUCUCUUAUUGAAACCAGAAAAUGUGAAGGUGUUGGGAGGAGAAGUAGAUGCUCUUUUAGAGGAAUAUGCACAAGAAAAAGUACUUGGAAGAUUAAUUGGGGAAACUGUUCCUAUAGUUUCAGUCAUACCAAAUAAUUCUAACCAAAGCAUCCCUAGAAUUACAGAUGAUCUCGAUCUUGUGUUAGGGCCUUCUGAUGAAGAACUCUUGGCAAGUCUUGAUGAAAAUGUUGAGCUUGCAGCAAAGAAUGACACCUCUUUGGAAAGAGGAUGUUUCAGCACAGGUAGUUCCUCAAAUGCUUUUCCCCCAGGACAGUCAGAUUUUGAACAAGGACUUGCUAUUUCUCUAAGACCAAAGGAGAAACCACCAAAUCAAUCUGUGCAUUUCACUGAUGGGGAAUUAGAUGACUUUUCAUUGGCUGAGGCCUUGCUUUUGGAAGAAGCUGUCCAGAAAGAACAAAUGGAGCCUAAAGAAUUGCAGUCAUUGACUUUGAACAGAAUCACAGAUGAAACAAUAGAGAGAUCUUCAGAUAAACAUAAUACUUCAAAUGAUUUUUCUUUGAUUUGCAAGUAUGGAAACAGUAAUUGGAAUGAAAAAAAUUUAUCUGAACGAAUGACUAAUGAAGACAAAUCUUUUAGUUGUCUAUCUGCUAGAGACAACAAUAGUGUUUUUUCAGUUCAUAAUAUACUACUCCCCCAUGAUUUUACAAAUAAAGAUAAGAACUCUGGGACAGAUAAUAAAGUAAAACCAACCAUCAGCAGUUCAGAUAGACAUUCCUUAAAUAAUAAAAUAUUAAAUGAAGAACUGGGCAGUUAUGUACCAAAAAGUUCACAAAUUUCUAAUGAAAGCGAUCACCAUUUACAGAAUUAUUCUUUAAGAUCAUCAGAGAAUAGCACUAAUCUUUCUGUUGCCCUGGAUUUGUAUUCUCCACCCUUUAUCUAUUUGUCUGUUCUAAUGGCCAGCAAACUAGAGGAAGUUACAACAGUGAAAGUCAAAGCAUUUAUUGUAACCUUAACUGGAAAUCUCUCAAGUUCUGGUGGCAUUUGGAGUAUAACAGCAAAGAUUUCUGAUGGUACCGCAUAUUUAGAUGUAGACUUUGUAGAUGAAAUACUUACUAGUCUGAUAGGGUUUUCAGUACCAGAAAUGAAAAAGUUAAAAAAGGAUCCUCUUCAAUAUCAAAAGUUCCAGGAAGGUUUGCAGAAGUGUCAGAGAGAUCUAAUAGAUUUGUGCUGUCUGAUGACUAUUUCCCUUAAUCCCUCCUUGUCUAAAGCAAUGGUACUGGCAUUACAAGAUGUUAAUGUGGAACACCUUGAGAACCUAAAGAAGCGAUUGAAUAAAUAAUUUUCUAAAAGAGUAGAAAACAAUGAAAUACUUAGAAUUAAAUUUGUCCUUUUAUUUUUGAAACUUUCCUUUCGUAAAAAAAAAGUUUCAUGACAUUUCAAUAUAAUUUAAAAAUGUUUAAUCAUGUUUGUGUGUUUAGGUUUUUUAAAUAAAUUUUUAUAGUAACUAUUAGAUGAAGGAAUUUGGUGACUCACUGUUACUGAGAAAUUUGUUUUCCACUUGUAAUUUCACAUAAUAUGAUUGCUAUAAAGUGUUGUACUGGUGUUUACUGGUGUGCCAUAUUGUUGAAAGUUAAUUAUAAAUAGGUAGUUGUACUUUAAUAUGUUGAAUACUCAAAAAUUUGUUUAUAUUAUACUUGGGAAAAUGUAAGUCAGAAUGUCAGGCUUUCAGAUUCAAAUGUUUUGCUGAUUGUAAAUGUUUGAUAUAUUUAAGUCAAAUAGUAUGUUAACAAGAUAUUUCAGAGAGUAUAUUGAAUGGUUAAAAACUUAUUUUCAAGGAUAAUUUAUUUUAAAUGGCAUAUUGGAAGCAUUAUGAAGGUGCAGUAAGUAUUUCAUGUUUUUGGAUUAAAAUAAGGUAUUUAUCCAUGACUUUAGGUGUUAUCCCCUUUCUGAAUUAGCUUUACAUAUAAGCCUCUCUGGCUUUUUGGAAGUGCUGGCAUUUUUUUUUAAAGGGAGACUGUUUAUCACUUUUCCACUUUGUUAUCAAAGUCACAUAUGAAAGGUAAAGUUAUUUUGAUUAAUAUUUUGUCUUUGAAAGUUUUAAGUGUUUUGAAAUUUAAAACAUUAAACAAACAAAUAACAAA